Toxotes jaculatrix (banded archerfish) is the source of this 3816-nucleotide messenger RNA. It is a transcript of the gene cyld3, whose product is annotated as ubiquitin carboxyl-terminal hydrolase CYLD. The record is from RefSeq and is a predicted model, not a curated record. Gene Ontology annotation, cellular component: cytosol. Gene Ontology annotation, molecular function: K63-linked deubiquitinase activity; cysteine-type deubiquitinase activity. NCBI's taxonomy places the organism in Eukaryota, Metazoa, Chordata, Actinopteri, Toxotidae. The transcript is spliced from 17 exons. The coding region runs from base 152 to 3100 and encodes 982 amino acids. Gene Ontology annotation, biological process: regulation of mitotic cell cycle; positive regulation of extrinsic apoptotic signaling pathway; protein K63-linked deubiquitination.
GUCAGUCAGUCUGCUUCCUACUUCACGGUGCGGUUUGUUGUUGAAGCGGAGCUCCUUUAAAUAUGAGGGGAAAUGUUGACGGUCGGAGCCGAGUUGGGAAAUGAUGGUUUAAUUCCUCCGUGAACCAACUACAUUUAAAGACUCUCUAAAGAUGUCAGGGGCUCAUGAGCAGAGUCGGAAGCGCCGCCCCCCCAAAAUGUUCUUGAUCUCGACCGAUCUCAAGCUGCAGGACGAGCUGGAAGGUACCAUUCGGCUGCAGCGGGGGCACAUCUGCCAGGAACAGGAUUUGGGCAAGAGCAGAGGGGACUGUCUGUGGGUCAAGGUGUUAGACAAUGGCCUCAUGGUGAAAAUAGAGAGGAAGUUCCUGCUGGAAGUCCCAAGUGACCUCAGUGGCCUGUUGGAGCCUGUACACGAUCCAGAGGCUCGACUAAAGCUUCUAUCUAAUCCUGGGAGGUUGCAGCAGAUGGCCACUUUGCCUGUCGAUUCCCCGCUGUGGGUCCAAAUAGGCCAACAGGACGAGCUGGCUGAGGCAGAGCUUAAAUACGUCGGACCACUGACCAGAGGAGGCAGCUCUGUGUAUUUUGGGGUACAACUCAAGGGUUCAGCGGUGGGUAAAGGAGUGAGCAAUGGUUCCUAUAAGGGCCACAGGCUCUUCACCUGCCCUGACGCCUGCGCACUCUUCCUCCCGGUCAGUGACAUCAGGAUCCGCCACUGGUCUAGCAGGAAUGGCUCCGACGCACACGAGCGAGCCCGCGAGAGAGACCACCACCGCAGCAGCAGCAAUAAUCACCCCAGCAACGGGCACCAUAGCAACAACAGCCGCCCAUAUCAUCAUCAUCAGCAGCAGCACAGUCGUCACAGUAAUUUCCACCAGCAUCGUCCCAGCAGCCCUACUCAGGCGCACGCUUUUGGCAUCCUCUCUCGAACAGCGGAGUCGGCACCCAUCACUGCUCAAAACCAGAUCCAGGUCCGAAGCCCCCCAUCGCCUCUGCCGUUCCAUGUUGGCCAGCGGGUGUGUUUCCCCCUGGAGGACACUGUCUAUGGCGGGGAGGUGCGCUUCUGCGGUCUCCUUCCUGGUCGGUCCUCAUCCGGGAUAUACGUUGGUGUUCUGCUGGAUGCUCCUCUUGGUGACUGGGAUGGGCAUUACAGGGGAGAGAAGCUCUGCCACAUUCCUUCCCCCCUGUAUGGAAUACUGCUGCCAGUCGCCAAGGUCUCCUCAGAGCCAAAAUCCCAUCGUCACAGUCCUCCUCACCAAAUGCCCAAAUCCAUCCUGAAGCCAGCACCGCCUCCCGUCACUAAACCAGGCCCUACAUCGCCAACCGUCUCUGCUCCCAAGGUCGCCUUGAUGCCUCCCACCAAAUCAGCACUUAAACCUCCUCCACUGCCGCCACCGAAACCCACCCAGAAACCCCUUCCUCCUCCCCCUCUGCCGCCUCCAAAACCGCACAGUCCGACGUCGCCCACUGCUAUGGAGCAGCUGCAACACACCAACGGCAUACACGGCUCUCCCUCCCCACUGAGGUCUCCAGAUAACCUCGGAGCUGCAGGCGAGAAUGGAGAGGCGGGACUGGAGGGUGAACUGGAGGUGGGCUCGAUGGUUGAAGUGAAUGACCCACCACUUUUUGGAGUUAUUUGCUGGAUUGGACGGAUCAAUGGGAUUCCUGAACCAGUAGCAGGGAUUGAGCUGGAUCAGGAGCUGUCUGCAGGAACGGAUGGCAGUUACCUCGGUGAGCGUCACUUCCGUUGUCCGGCCAACAAGGGGCUGUUUGUCAAGCUUCGCAACUGCAGGAGGGACUCCAGGUUCCCCGCACCUGAGAGGCCUGUCAAUCAAGUGGAGCGGUGCAAUUCUAUAGCCUUUGCAGAGUGGGGCAGUGAGCGUGUGGAGGAGCACACUCCUCCUUUGGAUGGAGACGAGGCCAGAGAACUCUAUCAGGGCUGGAAAAGAGGCAUCCAGGGUCAUCUCAACUCCUGCUACCUGGACGCUACGCUGUUCAGUCUUUUCUCCUGCUGUAGUUCAGCAGACUGGGUGUUGUUUUGGCCUUCUGACCCUGAAAUGGACAAAAACUGCAGCCAGGCUCAAGACCUGCUGCGCUGCGAGAUAGUCAACCCUCUUCGAAGGUAUGGCUACGUGUGUGCCAGUAAGACCAUGGCCCUGAGACGACUGCUGGAGGCUGCGAAUAGUGACGCCGGCUUCACCAACCAGGAGAAAGAUCCUGAAGAGUUCCUCAACAAGCUUUUCCAGCUCCUCAAAGUCGAGCCGCUCCUCAAGAUCAGGUCGAUGACUCAGCAGCCUCAGGCGUGUCACCUCUACCAGCUCUUCCCACCCACCCUUCCCCUCUCUCCCUCCUCGCCCUUACCCAACUCACCAGUUAACUCCCCCAUCCCUAUCUCCUUGCCAUCGCCCAGUCGGAUGAGAGUCGCCAGCGUCCAGGCCCUGCUGGAGUCCUCCUUCCUCCACUCUGGCCUCAAGUUUGUCGAGGCUCCCUCCUGCCUCUUGCUGCUCAUGCCCAGGUUCGGGAAGGACUUCAAAAUGUUUGACGCCAUCUUGCCCACCCUCAGUCUGGACAUCACAGACCUGCUGGAUGACACUCUGAGGCAGUGCAGUAUCUGUCAGGCUGUGGCUGAGUGGGAGUGUCAGCAGUGUUACGAAGAUCUAGACAUCACUCCCGGUCGUCUCAAACAGUACUGCCCAACCUGCAACACACAGGUCCACAGUCACAGGAAGCGGGCGUCCCACAGACCGGUGAAGCUUGGUGUUCCCGCGGGACCGUGGACCGGCUCUCUGCUCUGCUCCCGCCAACGAAUGUCUCUCUUUGCUGUGACGUGCAUCGAGACCAGCCAUUACGUGAGCUUCAUCAAACACGGGCCCCUCCCCACCGACUGGCUGUUUUUUGACAGCAUGGCAGACCGGGAAGGUGGCGAAAACGGCUUCAACAUCCCUCAGGUGAAAGCGUGUCCCGAGGUGGGUCGCUACCUCAGCCUGUCAGAGGAGGAGCUGAGCAGAGUCGACGCCGCCUCGUUACGGGAGUCUGCCCGCCGCCUGCUCUGUGACUCCUACAUGUGCCUGUACCACAGCCCUGAGCUCAGCCUGUACAAGUGAUAUGGGCACUCAGUGCAGUCAGAGAUCCUGCAUGCUGUACAACUGAUUCAGACAUGUCCUCAGGUUCUGAGUCUUAUGCAACCAUCAGAGUUAAACAUUGCACUCACAAAAUAUGAAUUUUUUUUUCCUUAGGAAUAACUAAAAAACAGUCUUGUUUUCAGGAUGACCAGCGUUCACUCUCCACUUUAGCCAGUAGAAUAUUAAAUUUUCAUAAAGCCAGUGAACACAGAAUGUUUUCAGCUUCUUUCAGCUUCCCAUGUGCACUGCUGCUGGAAACUAUCUGCCUGAAGAGAGCUGAACAGAGGCUGAGAAGUACAUAUAAACUCUUUAGGCAAAAUUUACAUGAGAACAGCAGCGUAACCCACGCCGUCUAAUGUGCUGAAUGAACAAAUUGCCUGUAGUUUAUUGUUAGUUAAAGAGCUCAUGAACUUGGUGGUAAAUGAGCCUUACACGUGGCAGUACUGAUAUUUACACCUGAGUUUACCUGUGCCUUAGCUCACACACAGUACACAACUACUGUGCCUGUAACCUAUAACACGCAUACACUUUACAAUUCAGUUUGCACUGCUUCAUUUACAGGUCAGUGUGUGUAUAUAAUUGCAUUGCCUUAAACUGACUGUAAAGAUUGCACACAGAUGUUUAAACUUUUGUACUGCUUAUGGGUUGUUUAAUAUAAAACAGCUGCAAACAAUAAUAAUAAAAGAUUUGAUACUCUU